Messenger RNA from Diaporthe citri, 2352 nucleotides. RefSeq lists its product as uncharacterized. NCBI's taxonomy places the organism in Eukaryota, Fungi, Ascomycota, Sordariomycetes, Diaporthales, Diaporthaceae. The transcript is spliced from 8 exons. Bases 1 to 2352 code for a protein of 783 amino acids. The record is from RefSeq and is a predicted model, not a curated record.
AUGACAGCAGCGACCAACAGGUCCCUCGUGGCAAACGAGGACUUGCUGGAAGGCCGCAAACUGUUGGACAGGUGGUCAAACUUUGUGCUGGUCCUCGUCGGUCUUGUAAUUCUAUUACUAGAGUUCGACGGUAUCAGGCAGCCUGAAUGGCCGGAAUGGAUCAACUUGAGCACUAUAGUAUCGAUGUUCUCGACAACCCUGAGAACACUGCUGGUCGUAGUCAUUGCCUCAGUGCUUGGCCAGGAAAAGUGGAUCUGGUUCGACCGCGUACGUCCUCUGCGACAUUUAGAACUAUUUGAGCAAGCGUCACAGGGACCAUGGGGCUCUUUUACCUUAUUGUUCAGAACGUGGACUGCCCACCUGGCCUCCCUAGCUGCAAUCUUAAUGGUUGUGUCGUUGGCCACCGGCUCUUUCCUGCAACAGACCCUCCGGACAUCAGUAUGUCAAAAACCGUCGGGUACAUCUCUAGGCACACUGGCUAUCGCGACGCGCGCUCCAAUGAAUGAUCUCAUUCAAUGCGGCGUCCGCAGUUUCUGUGCGUCUCCAGGACUGCGAGCAGCUAUCGUCGGGGGUAUCAUGGAUCCUGGCUCCACCACAGAGUCCAUCACUUAUGACUGCCCGACGGGAAACUGUACGUUUAAAGAGCAGCUUGGCGUGACUUCUUCCUCGAUCGCGUACUGUAGUGCUUGCGAUGAUGUGACGGAAUCGAUCGAGGAGUUGGCAGCUUCGAGGAUGAUGACGGGGACAACUGGAUUCGGCAUCAUCGCCUUCACCCUGGCCGGAUGCCUGAUUCCCGACAAUCCGGACCUGACAACAACUGCAAAUUGUACCGGAACACCGGAACACAGCAUGUUGCCAAACCUUCCUCAAGAUGCCAAUAUCAUGGCAGCGAAAUGUCACAUCUUCCCCUGUCUGCGCAACUACCAUUCGAGCGUGGUCAACGGCAGGCUUCACGAAACAGUGGUGUCAGCUGUCAGGGCUAAUAAAUCGAACGGCCUACUUUCUCAUGUUGCCGCACACCCAUCCAAAGAUAUCCCGGUCGUAAAGCUGCCAUGCAUUGUGGACGGGGAGCUCUACGACGCCACCAACAUCUCCAUGGUCCCACCGCUCCCCUCACGGAACUUUACAGACCUUUGGCAAGACGGCAUUCAUUUGAUCGCCCCUUGGGAGUGCACCUAUUUCCUGAACCCUGCAUACGGCCAAGCCAUCACAGCUGACACGCAGCGUAUGUUCAACGGCAGCUGUGGCACAUCCGCGUUUUCGCAGAUUCCCCCAGCGGAGACGAUAUGCCCGGAGGAAAACUGGACAAUGGCACCGCUGUUUGGCGGGGGCGCGACAACUUUCAACCUCAUCGAGGGUUUCUUUGAGAACAUGACCCUUGCCAUGACGAAUCGCCUGAGGAACACGGGUGCAGUUGUCCAUGAUGCGCAGUCCCUCCAGGAUUACAACAGUAAAAAUGUGACGUCGCCGGGAACCAUCAACGGCAUCGCCUGGGAGACGAUGUCCGGCGAAUGGCGGAUGGCGAAUGGCGAUGGUGCCUCCCUUGACGAUACCUUUCUCUUUCAGCAGAUCCAGCUCGGUGUUGCACCACAACCACUCGCUGGCGAAAGCCGCGCUAACUGCGACAAUGUCAACGUCGCUGUGAAUGAAGGUUAUGGCCACAGCUUGGUCAUCAACGUCCAGUUAGGAGACUACCCCUACACAUCAGAAAAUGUCACAUUCUCAAAUGCUACGUGUAUUGCGGUCCUAACCCAUGUAAGGACUGAAUGUGUCAACUUGGGUGGCAAUCUGAAACUCUCUCGCGUCAAUGGCGCUAUCCACGAUGAGACUAGCUCUUCGAAGAGAAGGAGCAGACGAGACCAGCCCAUUGAUGGAAACGAUAGAGCCUUUUCGGACACCGAUGACGAGGGAGACGAUGAAGGCACCUCGGAUAGCGAUAGCGAGGGAGAAACCGGGGACUUGUCCGAUAAACACGUACAGGGAGACGUUUCUGGCAUCGCUACCACGACGACCGUCAUCAGCUUAGCCAGCAGCACAAGCACUUACACCACUAUCUCAACCUCUCCGAAUACCAUGAUGAGCUUCACGACCUCCACCACCACGCGAAAGAAACACAAGACCAGCGGUGGAAAGAAAUACAAAAUCAUCAAGACCACUGAGACCGAGACCACCUCAACAACCCAAACCAUCAGCACUACCGCGAACGCCAGCACCACCGAGACCAUCACGGCCACCAGCAGCAGUCCUCCGCCCACCAGCAGUAGCACCAUCAAUACCGAUGAUUUCCAUGGCUGGGUCAAGAUUGAUCCCCAACAGUUGAAGUGUUCCUCAACCUCGACAAGCUCAUCCUGA